Mustela lutreola (European mink) is the source of this 3443-nucleotide messenger RNA. RefSeq names its product platelet activating factor receptor (gene PTAFR). Gene Ontology annotation, molecular function: G protein-coupled purinergic nucleotide receptor activity; platelet activating factor receptor activity. Gene Ontology annotation, biological process: chemotaxis; G protein-coupled receptor signaling pathway. NCBI's taxonomy places the organism in Eukaryota, Metazoa, Chordata, Mammalia, Carnivora, Mustelidae. The transcript has 3 exons. Gene Ontology annotation, cellular component: membrane. The record is from RefSeq and is a predicted model, not a curated record. The coding region runs from base 233 to 1267 and encodes 344 amino acids.
GCAGAGGGAGAAGCAGGCUGCCUGCUGAGCAGGGAGCCUGAUGCGGGGCUGGAUGCCAGGACCCUGGAUCAUGACCUGGGCUGAAGGCAGACACUUAACUGACUGAGCCACCCAGAUAGCGCCGAGGCUGGGUCUGCGGACAGACGGACACCGAGAUCCUGCUGCUGCGGACGCUCAGCCUUCCCUGAUUCAGGUACAGCCAGGAUUCUAGGACCGGCUGUUCCUUCCAGCCAUGGCGAUGGGGGCAAAUAAUUCCUCUCGCGUGGACUCUGAGUUCCGAUAUACCCUCUUCCCGAUUGUUUACAGCAUCAUCUUUGUGCUGGGGUUCAUGGCCAACAGCUAUGUGCUGUGGGUCUUCGCCUGCCUGUACCCUUCCAAGAAAUUCAAUGAGAUAAAGAUCUUCAUGGUGAACCUCACCAUGGCUGACCUGCUCUUUUUGGUCACCCUGCCCCUGUGGAUCAUCUACUACCACAACCAGGGCAACUGGAUUCUCCCCAAAUUCCUGUGCAACCUGGCUGGCUGCUUUUUCUUCAUCAACACCUAUUGCUCCGUGGCCUUCCUGGCUGUCAUCACUUACAACCGUUUCCAGGCGGUGACCCGGCCUAUCAGGACAGCUCAGGCCACCACCCGCAAGCGCGGUUUCUCCGUGUCCCUGGUCAUCUGGGUGGCCAUCGUGGCGGCAGCGUCCUACUUCUUCGUCCUGGACUCCACCAACGUGGUGCCUGACAAGACCGGCGCAGGCAACGUCACACGCUGCUUUGAACAUUACGAGAAGGGCAGUGUGCCCGUCCUCAUCAUCCAUGUGUUCCUCGUGUUCAGCUUCUUCCUCGUCUUCCUCCUCAUCUUCUUCUGCAACCUGGUCAUCAUCCGCAGGCUGCUCAGGCAGCCGGCGCAGCUGCAGCAAAACGCGGAGGUCAAGCGCCGUGCUCUGUGGAUGGUCUGCACGGUCCUGGCCGUGUUCAUCAUCUGCUUCGUGCCCCACCACAUCGUGCAGCUGCCCUGGACGCUGGCUGAGCUGGGCUUCCAGAAUAACAGCUUCCAUCAGGUGAUCAACGAUGCCCACCAGGUCACCCUCUGCCUUCUUAGCACCAACUGUGUCUUGGACCCCAUCAUCUACUGUUUCCUCACCAAAAAGUUCCGCAAGCACCUCUCUGAGAAGUUCUACAGCAUGCGCAGCAGCCGGAAGUGCUCGCGGGCCACCUCGGAGACUGGCACGGAAGUGAUCAUGCCGCUCAACCACCUCCCUGUCCCUUCCCUCAAAAAGUAGUCGCUGACUGUUGGGGCCAGGCCCAGAGCUUUCUCCUCUGUGGACAUCGGGGGACUGACCUGGGGGAUGAAGGGGUCUCUGUUGUGGCCUGGGUACAAGUGGCCCCUUCAGUAUGGAGGCUACCUCACCAAGGGGAAGGGGAUGAUGGCGGGCCCAGAUUGCGGGGAAAUCCAGGACUUGAAUGUGCCCCCUUCGGCCACAUCGGGGCACACGUAGCAUAACCUUGGCUUGCAUCCUCAUCCUGAAUACCUGAGUCUGAGAGCUCUCCAGGGAAUGGCAGGGCCGGGGGCAGACCUUGGGGGCAGAUUCUGAGCCGCCCUGUUCACCCUCCCAAGGCAGCCACCCUGAGUCAGUAUAGACUGAAGUUUAGGGCAACUACUGCCUUUGCUACUAUAAAGGCAGAGAAGAGGGUUUUGGGGAAAGGGAUCCUUCCCUGGUUGUCUGGUGGUGUCUCCGGGGAAGACUUUUGAGCUAGGAUAGUGCCAUCUUCUCUCCAUUCAGAGGCACAAGAUCUUUGUGACACGUGACUCAUUGGAACCUUUGCCCACUCAUCCAACAGCCUGUCCUGAAUGGUGCCAGAGAAUGUAAGACAUUCACAGGUCAAAAGGUAGGAGAGGGAGGUUGUCUCGGGAGGCAAAUGUGUCUGUCUCCACAGGUCUUGCCUCAGGCUUCAUUCAUCAGCUCUGGGGGAGUGGGAGAGGCAUGGUCACACCUAUCUGUCUCAACAGUGGAUCCUGAUGAAUUACCUCCUGCAAGGCAGGUCCCCGCUCAAAGGGCAGAGACCCCUUGAAGCCAGAUUGGGAUAAUCGGCAGCUCCACACUGCUCAGAGUUUCCAUGAGAAAGUGCACCUGGGUGGAGAAGCACCUGUGUGGGCGGGGCCUCCAGAGUGGGAGGAGCCUGUCAGGUCUCACCUACCACUUAGCUUUCUGGGGCAGGGAGGUGGGCUGGCGGUGGAGGAGCCCUCCUAAUUUAGCUUCUACAAGGUGAGAAGAGCAGUUAUAGUCCCAAGGGCCAGGAGGCACUUUGAAUUUUGAGUGCAGAAGAGAGGUCUCUCUUCUCUUGAAGACCUCUAGAUGGCUUUUUGUCAUUUUUGGCAAAUAUAUCCAGAUGAGCUUUCGCUCACACUCUGAGAACCUGCAGUGUGAAUCUGGUAGCCACAGACCCUCCUUGCUCAGAGAAGCCUUCCCUGGUUUCCAGAGCCCCGUAGUUCUUCUGAAACAUCGUCCUUCCUUCCAGCCACGUCUCCGUAAAGUGAGAUCCUUGUUUCCUAUUUUUCCUAUCUACCGGGCGGAUUUUGACAAAUGCUUCCCCAUGGGCCAGUAACCUGCUUGGGUCUGGGAUUGUAGCUGAGGCUGAACUCAGCCGAUGGUGACUAGGUGGAGAUUGCAGCAGGAUCGAGCUUUGGUGUCACACGGACCCAAGUUCAAGUCUUGGCUUUGUCACUUCCACCCAAGGGAUUGUGAGCUGAAUUUCCUACCUCAUAGGGUUGUUAGGUGCCAUGAAUACUAAGGCAGAUACCUCUCGGUCAUGAUGAUUGCUUGUCCCAGAUUCUCCCAUUUUCUGAGAAUGCAUUCCCCUUUAUCCUCUGACAGGAGCUGAAUGGAUGAGACGUGAGGAUCUGGCUCUACUUGGGCCAGUCAAGUUCUCUGUCUCAGGAAUAAGCAGCCGGGCUCAGAGGUGCUGUUUUAGGCUCUUCAGGUCACUAACCUGAAGACGUUCAAGUCUGGAGUUGUGACUGUGUGUGCCUGUGUUUACAUGUGUGUGUCCAUCUCUGGGUAUGAGGGAGGGUGGAUGACCUGCUCAGAGAGAAGAUGGAAAUGUGCAGAGCCAAGCAGAGACCAGAGGGAGACCAGAAGCCUGGAGAAUGGAGGGCAGGUGCUUCCGGGGCCUGCUGUCCUUUUCUUCCAGGCCAUUCUCUCUCAAAGCCCAACAUCCGCAUUCCUUCCUUUGGGUCCUGUGAGAUCCCCUCGUCAGGAUGCAUUCUAUUAUUUUGCUUAAGCUUAUUUGAGUGGCUAUCUAUGACUUGCAUCCCAUCUCUGAAGAAGUUGAAUGUUUAGAUACUAAAGCACCAUGUUUCUUGCAUUUUAGUCAUUUGUAUACAUGCCUUCAUACACGGUUUUUCAAUAUCCAUAUGCCAUCUGUAUGUUUUCUUAAUAAAUAUUUUCUCUAAAUUGA